Messenger RNA from Phragmites australis (common reed), 962 nucleotides. Its product is annotated as C2 and GRAM domain-containing protein At1g03370-like. Lineage: Eukaryota; Viridiplantae; Streptophyta; Magnoliopsida; Poales; Poaceae. The transcript has 3 exons. The record is from RefSeq and is a predicted model, not a curated record. The coding region runs from base 130 to 630 and encodes 166 amino acids.
AUCCUUAUUCACCCAUGCAGACGUCAAAAUGACCGAAAUAUUUUCGUCAGUUCUUUCUGUAGAUGUGAGUGUCGCUUUUACCCUAAAAAGUGCACGUAUGAGCUUGACAAAAAUGGUGUUGCACAACACAUGGCCUGUUUUGAGCUUUUGCAGGUUGAGUCCUUGAUGGAGAUGUUUUCAGGAGGUCCCCUGGAACACAAAGUGAUGCAAAAGGCCGGUUGUCUGGACUACUCUCCAACAGAAUGGGAACUUGUAGGAUGCAAUAUCCAGCAGCGGCAAACCAGCUACAAAUUCGACAAAACCUUGUCUCGGUACGGAGGGGAAGCGACCACCACUCAGCAGAAGUAUACCCUGGUGAACCGAGAUGGCUUGGCCAUUGAAGAGGUGAUGACCCUACAAGGUGUUCUACUGGGAGACUACUUCAGUCUCCAGCUGAAGUACCAUAUGGUGAACGUGCCAUCGAAACCAAAUACCUGCAAUGUGCAGGUUUUGUUGGGGAUUGCCUGGUUAAAGAGCACCAAGCAACAAAAGAAGGUCACGAAGAAUAUCAUCUCCAAUUCAUCAAAUAGAUUGAAGGAACUCUUUGCUGAACUCGAGAAGGAGCUCACAUCAAGAAACGGUGCAAGCUAACAUUUGUACAGCACCAAAAGUAGGUUGGCCAUUCCAUCAAUCAAAUGUGCUUGAAGAACCCAGCAGAGAUGAGAUCUCUUCCUGUUUGCGGUGUCACAUGCUUCGGCUAAAAGUGACAUUGCCGGUGGAGCUUCGGCUAAAAGUGCUUCAAUGUAAAUAGAUUUUCAGAAACCCUUCAUAGGAAGUGGUGCAGAGUGGUAUAUGCCCAGCUGACAUAUACUACACACAUGGUAUAGUUAAAGGAAGCUAAUUUUCAUUCAAGGAGGUUUUGCUCAAUGCCACGUCAAUCUCAUGUAAAACAGGAAAAGUGGGAAAUAUGUAAGAUCUCAUUU